Molecule: messenger RNA, 2402 nt
Organism: Phlebotomus argentipes
Lineage: Eukaryota; Metazoa; Arthropoda; Insecta; Diptera; Psychodidae
Product: spidroin-2
Exons: 4
Coding region: 122-1816 (564 amino acids)
Cellular component (GO): extracellular region
Molecular function (GO): chitin binding
Source: RefSeq, a predicted model, not a curated record
AUCAGUCCUCUGCUAGACUUUGUCUUAUACACCCCAACAAAUACUCACUACACCUCACUUCGUACACAGGCGAGGUCCUUAAAAAGUACCUUUAGUAAUCCCCGUGAUCUGCAUCAACACCAUGCAUAAGUUGUCAAUUCUCAUUGCAUUCUUUGCCAUCUGUGGAGCGGCAUUGGCCCAGAAUGGCUACAAUUAUCCGCGACCGGAUCAGGCGUUGCCAGGAAGCCAGAGCACUUCGCGGCCUUUAGGCGGCGGCGGCACCACGCCCAGCUAUCCAGGCAGCACAGGAUACCCCGCUUCUCGGCCAGGAGGUCCAGGAUUCACCGCCCCAGGCCCCAGUGGUGGCGCCUUCCCGGGAACUGGAGCUGCUCCCGCUGCUGGCUACCCCUCAGGCGGACCCACUUCUCCGGCCACUGGUCGCCCAGGAUCCUUCGGCGCUCGCCCCGGUGAUGAGUACCCGUCUGGCCCCAGCCAACCCGGCACUGGAUACCCAGGAUCCGCCCCCUCUGGACCCUCAUCUUAUCCCGGAUCGGCGCCUUCAGGCCCCACUGGUGGCUUCCCAUCGCAGCCUGGCUUCCCCGGCGCUCCAGGACGUACUCCUGGCGCUCCCGCUCCCGGAUUCCCCGGUGGUUCAGCUCCAGCUCCCGGAUUCCCCGGCGCUUCGGCUCCAGCUCCCGGAUUCCCCGGUGCCUCAGCACCAUCUGCCCCAGGAAGUCGCCCAGGAGCACAAUUCCCUGGUGCUCAGCGUCCAGGCGCUGCCCCAGGAGCCCAGUUCCCCGGCACUGGCGGUGGAUUCCCCAGCGGACCCUCAGCCGGAGCCCCAGGAUUCGGAGGCGCGCCCGGAACACGUCAGCCAGGCGGCGGCGGAAAGUUCGAUGAUGGACAGUACGAGGGUGGUGACUAUUCGGCCAUUCCCGGAGAGCCUGGCGUCGAUUAUCCCAUCUACACGGAAAUCCCAGUGACCUCCUUCGAUUGCGUGCAGCAACAGUGGCCAGGAUACUAUGCUGACGUUGAGGCUCAAUGCCAAGUCUUCCACAUUUGCGCCCUCAACAAGACCUUCAGUUUCCUCUGCCCGAACGGUACGAUCUUCAGCCAGGAACACCUUGUUUGCGUGUGGUGGAAUCAGUUUGACUGCUCAACCGCUCCUGGACUGUACGGAAAUAACGCCUAUAUCUACGACUACAGCAAGGUGGGACAGCCAGGCUCUGGUGGAGCUCAGGGACCGGGAGUGACGGGUUUGUCGGGUCCAGGAGUGAGUGGACCGGGCGUGCAGGGGCCAGGAAGCUAUCCAGGAGCUCAAGUGCCAUCAGGACCGGCUGGUGGAUUCCCAGGCAGUGCCCCAGGACCUCGUGGACCCACAACUAGCACUGGAAGCUACCCAGGCGCUCAGGCUCCGGGAAGCCCCGCUGGUGGAUUCGGCCCCAGUCAGCCCGGCAGCGCUCCGGGAGGUGGAUACCCAGGAUCUGGACCAUCAGCCUCCUACCCAGGUGCUGCCCAGCCCGGUGGCGCUGUGCCCGGAGUUCCCGGCGCUCCAGGAUUCGGACAGAGCCCCAGUGGACCCGCUGUGGGCUACCCAAGUGCCGCAGGACCGGCCGCAAGCUACCCAGGUGCCAGUCAACCCUCAGCCCCCGGCAGCUAUCCUCAGGGCCCGUCGACGGGCUACCCAGGCGCCCAACCCGGCUUCCCCAGCACCGGAGGAUAUCCAGGCACACCGGCUCCAGGCUACCCUGGCGCCGGCUACCCCACUCAGCCCGACUCCGGAUACCCAUCGGCCACGCCACCCAAUCGCGAGUACCUGCCGCCGCGCCGGCAGUAGGCAAUGAGAGACAACUCAACCGUUGAUGACGGAUAGAGUUCCUGCCAAGCAACCUUUGAGCAUUUCCCCACCCCCACAGCAUCUCCCGCAAUCCAGCGACGACGCCCGGGAAGUCACGGCACCCCGUGAGUCCCGGGCGGCAAUUGGGGGGCGACUAGAGUGUGGGAUAAAAUCGCUAAUUUAAUCCUCAAAUCUCAUUUAAUCAGCCACCAUCGAGCGACAAUUCAUGUAAAUUUGCUACCUUCGCUGCAAAAGUACAAGUAGUGACUAUCGCUUCACACAAGUUUUGCUAAAAAAGAAACGAAAAUUUCAAUCACAUCUAUUAGGCAUAAACCGCGUGAUCUGUUUCCGCAGCAUUCUAACUAGCUAGCAAGUCGAAUCACCCUUCUUUUGUGUGUGUUUCCCACUUUGUAACGUAUAAGAAUUCCGCCAUGUUUUACCUAAAUAUUAAAUAUGUAAUUUGUAUAUUAAUGGCUAGAAUAUGUGUGAGAAAGCGUGUGAGUUUCUCACACAAAACAGAUCCAUCCACAAGAGGAGAGGAGAUGUAAAGAACAAAAAUUGUAUAAAAAAGACGUCCAAUAAAUAG